This is a messenger RNA of Ilex paraguariensis (yerba mate), 588 nucleotides long. NCBI's taxonomy places the organism in Eukaryota, Viridiplantae, Streptophyta, Magnoliopsida, Aquifoliales, Aquifoliaceae. The record is from the annotation of a GenBank genome assembly.
AUGUUGUCUGAAAACGAGGACAAAGUUGUGGAAGACACUAAGCCACCCACAAAUUCUCUCUCUAAACGUGAAGCUGCUGAACUGAACUACAAGAGCUUCACCACCAACAACUAUAACAACAAUGGAGUAGUCGGAGACUCGUUGCUUCCAGAUUUCAAAGAUGGUUCUUCUGAUAGCGACUCGAGCGCGAUCCUGAACGAAGAAAAUAAUAGCCCAAAUGCUGCCAUUUCUUCAUCUGGGGUUCUUCAGGGCCACCAGUUCUUGAUCUCUAAUGAAUCUUCAAUGCUGAAAUUCAACUGUUCUUCGUCAUCGUCGCCUUCAUCGAUGAAUUGUUUCCACUUCUCAGAGGCAAAGUCGAUUCUUGGGGAUGAUGCCCAGAAGGCGUAUCUGCCACAGUUUGUGAAGAUUGAGGAGCACAAUUUUUUCGGUGGGGAUGAGUCCUGUAAUUUCUUCUCGGAUGAACAAGCUCCAACUCUUCAAUGUCAAGUUGCAGAUAAAUGGGUCAGUGCAGAAGAUGAGAUAAAAGAGAGGAAAGAGAGUGAUUCACGUGGAGGUGUGGUGGCAGUUGGACUCUGGGUUGGGCUAUAA